AUGAGUUUCCCUUCCCCCGCUCAAUCUUUGAUUGCUUCUGGCACCGACAAGCCAUCAGCUUCCAGGACGGCGAGAUCCCACCAGUCUGUCUGGGGUACAAGUGCGUCCCAAUCUAACGUCCGCCGUGGCCUGACGCCGCUAUCCACCAAUAUAUCCAAUUCAAACUCCAGUGUAUCACCUCCCCGGCGUCCUGCCCAGCCUCAUAGUCCAGCUCCUAGCGUUUCUGCGACAUCUCCCCUUACCUCCAGCUUUUCCGCAGUCCUGACAUCCUCUAAUCGCAUUCCCACCAACCGCCACAACUCUUCUCCGGCGCCUUCUCACGCCUCCUUCACUUCACACCAACAAGCUGGCUCACACCAACAGCAGCAACAGCAACAAAGCCAGCCAAUUUCAUCCCCCAAAAUCAGAUCUCUUACCCCUUCAUCAACAUCGCAUCUGGCUACCUCGACGACCUCAGGAGGAGGUAGUGGGGGUGGAGGAGGUGGUGGAGGAGGUGGUGGUGUGGGCGCGGGUAUAUCCAGGAGUGCUGCGUUCUCUCCCCUAUUGACAGGGAACACAAUCAACUCACCAACGGGAUUCCCCUCUGAUAAGGCCGGAGCUACCGCGACAUCAGGUGCAAAUUCUGGCCAGUCAUCUCUGUCCAAAAUCUCCGUAGCUCAGGUGUUCCUGCUAUUGGACUCCAUCAACGAGAAGGAAGGGAAAGAGAAGUGGGAAACUAAAGCUGCACAGAUUCACAAGCUCGUUGAUUCAAACGGCAUGGAAGUUUUUGCGAAGUAUUUUCGUCGCCUACUUUCCGGCAACGCCCCCCAGAUCUUUCCGGGAAUUAACAAGGUGGUGGAAAAUGCAGGGAACUAUCCUUUGCUAGUACAGGAGGUUCACAAGGUGUCACAGGACCCUGACCAAAGCCAGAAAAUUGCAGAGACAAUUGAUGCAUCUGAUGGUGAUAUCUUUCGUGAUUUUGACCUCUCAACAUUCCUCGAGCAUUUUAAAUUGGAUCCCAUUACCAAAGUCGCGUUGACACUCGCCUUCAAGAAUGUCAGCAAAGCAGAUUUGCGCACAAAAGCCGAUGCAAUUCUUACCAAUUCCACUACCCAGUUCCUACAUAGCCUCUCUACCAUUUCUGAUACGAACAAAGAAUUUACCACGUCAUUUAUCAGUCUCACCCUAGAGCGCUUCAUCCUGCACUCUCCUCGUAAUUUCGACGAGGACAUUAAGCAAAAACUUGUGUAUGCGUGCCGAGCGCGAUACCAAUCCGCGGACAUGGACAUACCACCUGAAAUUGAAUCAGCUUUGCAAAUGUUUGGGUUAUCUGAUCCACAAUUGACCUUGGUUCGCCAGAUACAAGCUCGAGGGCCUAAGUCGAUGGGCAGUCAGGACAGCAUAGUUGAAACCAUAAAUUCAGCAGGUCCCAGUGGUUGGAGUGAAGAGCAAAUUGCUUCUGCGCUAUUGUAUAUUAUAAUAUCCCCUAAUUGGCUUCAGUUCUCUCCCGAAUUACUUCUCACCACCGUCCAAAAUCACCAACGAGGUGAAACUUUUAGCUGGCCAAAGCUCAUGCGUGGUUUCGACAAGGUUGGCGUGGUCAUCGAUCCGAAUCAGUUUGGUCGACUAUUUAAUGUACUCCAUGUCGCUUCUCAUGAUAACCCAAGUCUUGAUAUUCAAGCGCUCUGGAGCGGAGAAUGGGAAAAUCGAGACACCCAGUUGUCCUUUUUAACCGCAGCUCUCUCCUCCAACAUUGACAUUUCCCGCAUCCCCAAGUUCCGUUCGACAUACCCUUUGGACAUUUUUAGCGAUGCUUCUGAAACUGUCCGUCAGCAAGCUGAGCAGGCCCAACAUAGUUUACUUCGCUCCCGUGAUGCAGUUAGGGCCAUCUUUGAUCUUAUUCUCAAGACACCGGGAACAUGGAGCCUUCCGGAUAGUCAAAGAUUCGUCAAAACAGUUCUUCAACAUGAUCUGCCCAUAUUCCUUUGCUCUGCGUUCGCCAUUCCUCAGCCGUGGACUACUGUUCAGGUCAACUUCGUUAUGCGAUCUUUCUCGAUUUUCAUCUCUAAGCGCCAGGAUGGCUAUCAAUUCGCACUUCAUGGCGUUUGGAAACUUAAUCGAGAGUGGGUUGUAGAACAGCUCUUCCACGCAUUUACUCAGGAUCCUUCGUGCACUGAACUGAUCUACGACCAUGCCGUAGAGCAUGGUUGGUUAGACUAUAUUUUGGAAUUUACCAACGGCCUAGCCAUGGACCUUGCAUCUUUAGCGCACAGGAAAGACGACUAUGAUCUCGAACAGUGGGUUAAGAAGGCGGCCCAGAAGUCUCCUAUCGACAUGGGAAAUUUGUUAUUGAAAUUCCUGCGAAUAAAAGCUGAGGACGAACUUCGCGUCCAACGGAAAGAACAGCCAACUCCACAGAUGGUCAGUCUGUCAGUUAAAACCGUCUUUGCUCUCCUCCAAAUUCUCGAAGACUACAUUGUCGAUCAUGAAACUUUGACUCCCAUCCAACGAAUUUGCCUUCAAGCUUACCCACGAUUGAUAAAUUACGGUGAAGGAUUCGAUGAUAUCAUUGAGGUCAACGGCGCUCAUGGUAACGCAAUUCCGGUUGAAAUUGAUAAACAGAUGCAAGAUUUAUUCGGCAAAAUGUAUCACGAAGAACUUUCCCUGCGUGAAAUACUCGAGCUAAUGCGACGGUACAAAACAUCGCGCGACCCUGCUGAGCAAGAUUUAUUUACAUGUAUGGUCCAUGGCCUGGUCGAUGAAUACAACUGCUACCAUACAUAUCCACUCGAGGCAUUAACAAAAACUGCUGUCAUGUUCGGUGGCAUUAUUAAUUUCAAGCUAAUAUCCGGUAUCCCACUCAAAGUUGGCCUCGGAAUGAUCCUAGACGCAGUGCGGGAGCAUGAGCCCCAUCAACCGAUGUAUAAGUUUGGUGUCGAAGCCAUAGAGCAAUUAAUUAGUCGCCUCCCAGAAUGGGCUGGGUUUUGCAACCUUCUUCUACAAAUCCCCUCUCUUCAAGGUACGCCGAUAUACCGCAAAGCAGAAGAAGUACUUCGAGACCAAGGUCACCACCCAAUUAACGAAACCGAUGGGGCUGGAUUAAAUGGACUGUCCGAUGGUAUGGCUAUGACAAACGGCAAUAUCGAUGAACUCUUGGCUCCUGAUACCACUCAUCGCAAAUUCUCUUCCCUCCACGUGGAUCCGCCGCUUCGCCCUGAAAUAUAUCGUGACCCGGAUGAAGAAGCUCAUGACAAAAUCCUUUUCAUUUUAAAUAAUGUUUCUGAGCAAAAUAUCGAGGGUAAGUUAAGAGAUCUAAAAGAUGUUUUGCAAGAAGAACAUCACCAAUGGUUCGCCUCAUACCUUGUUGAGGAACGAGCGAAAUUGCAACCGAACUUCCAGCAACUUUACCUCGACCUUUUAGAGCUUAUUGGCGACAAAACCCUCUGGAUGGAAGUUCUUAGAGAAACAUAUGUUAGCGCAAUCCGAUUGCUAAAUGCAGAAUCCACCUUGAACUCAGCGACCGAACGCACGUACUUGAAAAAUUUAGGCGGAUGGCUUGGCUCUUUGACUAUUGCCAAGGAUAAACCAAUAAAACAUCGAAACAUCUAUUUCAAGGACCUCCUAAUUGAAGCGUUUGAUAGCCAACGCCUCAUGGUUGUCAUACCUUUCACCUGCAAGGUGUUGGUGCAAGCCAUGAAAUCCACAAUUUUCAAGCCACCAAACCCAUGGUUAAUGGAUAUCAUUGCCUUGUUGAUCGAGAUAUACCAUUUUGCGGAACUGAAAAUGAUUCUCAAAUUUGAAAUCGAAGUUCUCUGUGGGGAUCUAAAUCUUGAUUACAAGACAAUCGAGCCAUCGACGUGUAUUAGGGAACGCCCUACGCAACUAGAGGAUGGCAUUUCUUCGGCAAACAUUCCUGAGGGUCUGGAGACCUUUGAAGAUAUGUCCCUAAGUAACAUUAGCCGUGCUAUCCGCAACGAACGAAUACCCCAGACCUCUAUAAUGCCUAGUCUCCCUAACCUGGAUCAAAUUCUGGUGUUCCCUCCUUCUGCUAGUACGAUGGCAGAUCCUGGCAUCCUCCGGCAAAUUGUUCAUAGCGCUGUAGAACGGGCGAUUGCUGAAAUAAUCACACCCGUCGUCGAACGUUCUAUCACCAUUGCGUCUAUAUCAACGGCACAGCUUAUUCUGAAGGAUUUUGCAAUGGAACCUGACGAGGAGAAAGUUCGCCAGGCUGCAGGAACGAUGGUUCGAGCGCUCGCAGGCAGUUUAGCUCUGGUAACAUGCAAGGAGCCCCUAAAAAUGAGCAUGACGAAUUAUAUUAGAGUGAUUCAACAAGAAUUCUCAGACCAGCCGAUGCCUGAAGGGCUUAUCCUCAUGUGUGUCAAUGAUAACCUAGACGCUGCGUGUGGUAUCGUUGAAAAGGCAGCAGAGGAAAAGUCUCUGCCUGAAAUCGAAAAGGUCAUUGAAUCGCAACUAGAGGCUCGCCGCCGCCACCGUGCAGCACGCCCUAACGAACCCUUCAUCGAUCCUUCCAUCAGCCGUUGGGGAUUUUUUAUCCCGGAACCAUUUAAGCAAAUCCCAGGGGGUCUCAACAAAGAACAGCUGGCUAUAUAUGAGAACUUUGCUCGGCAAUCACGAGGAACUGGACCUACUCACAUCCAGAAUGCAUCAACUGACUCGGGGAAACAAAUUCCGGACGUUCUCCAGGAGUCUUUCCCUGCAAUUCCUAACCUGUCUACACCAGCCGAACAACCUGCUGUCCCUCACCACGUAGCACAGACGCAACAAGAAUCCAGCCUUCAGCAACCUGCGAUUACAGCGCCUCAAAGCCAAAUAAACGGUUUCCUUGAAACAGCCAAUCCACGUGAGAAAGUAGAAACACUCAUUUCUCAGUUACAACUAGCGGCUCGGAAUGCUUCGGAGGAGCACCUCAAAGAUCUUGGGCGUGAUAGCAGCAUCCUUCAGGACUAUAAUCAAGUCUUCCGUACUAUUCUUAGCGCUCCUAACGGUGAAGAUUUAGCUAGAUUGGCUGCUUUAAAAAUAUGCACUACGUUGUAUUCGCGGACUGAAAGCCGUUUGGAGGUUGAGCUGCUGGUUCACGUCCUGGCCAAGAUCUGCGAGCUGUCUUCGCUUGUUGCCAGGUAUACCUGGGCUGUUCUUGCCGAUGUGGACGAUGAGCAUAUGUUCAAUGUUCCCGUCACUGUUGCGCUUAUUGAUGCAGGGUUAUUGGAUCUUCAACGCGUCGACAUGAUACUCACGAAACUCAUCCAAGAAAAGAACGUUGCUGCCCUGGAAUUACUGUCCAAUCUUAUUGAUCGAGUCCUUCUAAACGACGAACCCUCCGCUUUGCGAUCGGAUUUCUCAGGCAGCCUAGGCGCAAUGAAUAAGUGGGUUGUCGAGAACCCAGAUCUCCCCGUUGCCAAAGACAUCAUCCGGAAGCUCCGGGAAUCAGGCAUCCCAGAAACCGUCAAUGCGCUCCUUACGGAUCAAGCCCGUUCAAAGCGCGAUCAAAUGGAAUACAUUUUUAGCGAAUGGAUUGGCGUGUACAAAUUCGCACGCUCCAAUGAUAGAACAUACAGUACAUUUCUCAAGGAUAUGCACCAGAGACAAGUCAUGAACAAUCAAGAAGAUUCAGCCUUGUUUUUCAGACUCAGCAUCGAUAUUUCAGUCGCCAUGUUCGAGCAUGAGUGCCAGAAUCCAAAUGGGAACCUCGAUGAAGCGUUCUUGUAUAUUGACGCGCUCGCAAAGCUGGUAAUCUUGCUUGUGAAAUUCCAGGGUGAGAGCAGCGGUGCUGUUAAAGCCAGCAAACCUGUCUACUUGAAUUCUAUUCUGUCGCUUCUAGUUCUUGUCCUGAACCAUCACCAAGUGAUGCGAGGGGAGAACUUUAACCAGCGGGUAUUUUUCAGGCUUUUCUCCAGCAUUCUUUGUGAAUAUUCCACAUGUGCUCUUCAAAAUACAGAUCAGCAUAAAGAAAUGAUGGCUGUCUUUGCGGACAAAUUUUUGUCCCUGCAGCCUAAGCAUGCACCUGGAUUUGUUUACGGAUGGCUCGCCCUGAUUUCGCAUCGGAUCUUCAUGUCGGGAUUGCUUAAUAUGCCGGAUCAGUCGGGUUGGGAGUCAUAUUGCGAAAUAAUUGAAGUGUUACUCCCGUAUAUUGGCGAACAACAGAAGCCGGCCAAUGUUUCAUUUGUCUCUAAGGACAUAUACAAAGGCGUUCUUCGCAUUUUACUUAUUCUUCAUCACGAUUUCCCCGAGUUCGUAGCAGAGAACCACUACCGAUUUUGCAAUGUUAUCCCGUCUCACUGCGCACAACUGCGAAAUCUUGUUCUGAGCGCCUACCCAUCAUCAUUUCAGAAACUCCCCGAUCCGUUUAGAGAAGGCUUGAAAGUUGAUAGGUUAGACGAAAUUCGAAAGGCGCCGAAGGUCGCGGGUGAUAUAUCCGCUCCUCUUCAACGAGCAAAUUUGAUCAGUAUAGUCGACAAUGCCUUCCGAACCGCUGUUCCGGAUAGUACGAUCCAACAUAUUUGUGAUGUUCUAUCAAACCCGGUUGCCAAAGCAACUGGACAGUUCUUCACUCCUAUCAAUGUCGAUGUUGUUCUCAUGAAUUCUCUCGUCUUGUACGUUGGACAAAAUGCCGUUGUUUCGACUGGUCAGAAAGGCAACAUACCAGCAGCUUUCAGUAAUUCUCCCCAUACGGCUCUGUUGGAGAAGCUCUCAAAGGUUCUACAACCGGAAGCUCUGUACUACUUCCUAAGCGCCAUCGCCAACCAACUGCGAUACCCCAACAGCCAUACGCAUUACUUCAGCUACGUCAUCCUCCACCUUUUCGGAUAUGAACAACCGGCUCAGCAAGGAUCGGAUAUUCGUGAACAGAUUGUUCGCGUACUCCUUGAGCGACUGAUAGUUCAUCGUCCGCAUCCAUGGGGUUUGAUUAUUACUCUCCAGGAGCUUCUUCAAAAUGACAGUUAUACGUUUUUCCGCUUGCCAUUCAUUCAGGCGGUACCCGAGAUCAAUAAUCUCUUUGACGCCCUGCUUCAGCACAUCCAGCAGCAAAGCCCAAGGGCCCUAGCUUAG
Messenger RNA from Histoplasma capsulatum G186AR, 7047 nucleotides. Its product is annotated as 3'-5' exoribonuclease. Lineage: Eukaryota; Fungi; Ascomycota; Eurotiomycetes; Onygenales; Ajellomycetaceae. Gene Ontology annotation, molecular function: molecular adaptor activity. The transcript has 5 exons. Gene Ontology annotation, cellular component: P-body; CCR4-NOT core complex. Gene Ontology annotation, biological process: nuclear-transcribed mRNA catabolic process, deadenylation-dependent decay. Bases 1 to 7047 code for a protein of 2348 amino acids. The record is from RefSeq and is a predicted model, not a curated record.